AUGGUAAACACGAAGUUGGUAGUUGUUGUAUUGAUAGUUUUGCUUAGUGUUGGGCUCUCCUUCGCUGCUAGGUCUCUGAUCUCUCGUGAUGAAGGAGAAGGAAGAGAUGGUGAUGGUGGAGACUCGGGGGCGAACUACAGAUAUGGCCCCGAUUACUGUUCGGGCUAUGGGUAUGGGAGCGGUUCUGGUUAUGGUGGGGCAGUAGGAGGAGGAUAUGGAAGUGGUGGGGGUGGUGGUGGAGGUGGUGGCGGCUCGGGCGAUGGAAGUGGUUCUGGUUACGGUUAUGGGAGUGGCAGUGGUUCUGGUAACGGUUACGGAGCAUUUUUAGGUGGAGGUGGUGGAGGUGGAGGCGGAGGUGGAGGUGGCGGAUGGGCGGGGAGUGGUAGUGGUUAUGGUUCAGGAAGCGGAAGUGGGUCAGGGUAUGGCUAUGGAGGAGCCAUAGGAGGAGGGGGAGGCGGAGGUGGAGGGGGAGGGGGAGCCGGCAACGGUUUUGGCUAUGGUUUUGGUAGUGGUGGUGGCUCAGGGUAUGGUUCUGGAGAUUUCAAUGAUGGAGGUUUUGCUGGUGGUGUUGGAGGUGGAGGAGAAGGAGGUGGUGGUGGUAAAGGUGGCGGUGAUUCUGGCAGUGGCUCUGGCUAUGGCUACGGAUCUGGAUAUGGUGAUGGAGGUGGUUGA
This is a messenger RNA of Nelumbo nucifera (sacred lotus), 672 nucleotides long. RefSeq lists its product as uncharacterized. Lineage: Eukaryota; Viridiplantae; Streptophyta; Magnoliopsida; Proteales; Nelumbonaceae. The record is from RefSeq and is a predicted model, not a curated record.